AGACAGCGAGCGGCGUGCAGCAGCAUGAACGCCGGACGCUGACGCCUGCCUUCGCUUUGCUUUACUGGGAUUGAACACACACAUGCACAGACACACAACACCACAACAACAGCAGCAGCAACAACAGCAGCAGCACUGAGGAGAGAGUGUGGGGGGGUGGCUGUGGUGGGGGGGUUGAAGAGUGUGGAUGUAGAGACAUGCCCAGGCUGCUGUCCAUGGACACACACACACUGGCAGGGCACCAGAGAGGAAACCCAGCAGCAGACCCCCACGCCUGAGGACGCUAUGGACAGCAGCAUGUUCUUCGGUAACACAUGUCAGAAUGGCCUCAUGCCUGCCCUGGUGCGUCCCACCCUGCCCGCCGUUCAGCCCUCGCUGGCCAUGAAGCAGUUCCUCCCUUUUCCUUUGGAAACGGCCUCGGCCAUCAGCCUCUUCCCAGGAUUCAACACGAUGGACCCAGUGCAGAAGGCUGUCCUCCAUCACACCCUGGGCCUCCCGCCCACCGCCAAGAGGAAGCAUGUGUCCUGCAGCAUCUGCCAACUGAGGUUCAACUCACAGAGCCAGGCCUUGGCCCACUACAAGGGGACCAAACAUGCCAAGAAGUUAAAAGCCCUGGAUGCUCCAAAGAGUAAGCUCAAAGGCUCAGCGGUCGCCAAGGAAACCACCAACCAGGAGAUCGCCAAGGGCAUCAACACACUGCAGGUCCCCAACAGCACGGACAGGAAAGACGCCGUCCCCGGAGCGGCCCCCCUACCAUUAUCCCCAGUCCUCAGACCGGCACAACCCCCGGCGACCCAGGUGACCCCCACGGCAAACCCAACGCCAGCGCCUGCAGCCUCACCAUUAGUCCCGAGCACCGUGGCUGCGUCAGGCCCUGAGACUACCUCAGCGGCUGGAGAGGCACAGCUCGGCUCAGCCUCAGACCCAGACCCGGAGCCUAAAGCUGAACCCGAGGGUGAACCUGAGGUGGAGACGGACCCAGAAACAGAGGAGGAGAAGGCUCGACGGCUUCUAUACUGUUCACUCUGCAAAGUGGCAGUCAACUCAACAUCGCAGCUAGAGGCACACAACAGUGGUACAAAGCACAAGACGAUGCUGGAGGCCCGGAGCGGUGUGGGCUCCAUCAAGUCCUUCCCCAGACCAGGAGUCAAAAGUAAACUGGCCACGGUGUCUGCGUCGUCGACGGGCCUGCAGAACAAAACAUUUUACUGUGAGACGUGUGAUGUGCACGUCAACUCAGAGACUCAGCUAAAACAGCACAUCAGCAGUCGGCGUCACAAAGACCGAGCAGCAGGUAAACCAGCCAAACCGAAGUACAGUCCCUACAGCAAACCGCAGAAAGGCCAGGCCAAGCAGCCGAUAAAGUUGUCCCUGGGUAAGGACCUUCAGCCCCUCCCCACACAGAUCAUUCCCGCCCACCUGGCAGCGGUGGCAGCAGCGGCCGCCGCCAUCAACAACACAUUUGGCCAUCGUACGACCCCCGCCACCAACCACACCCCGACCCCCGCCCUCUUCCCCUCACAAAGCCUCCCAACCACACUGCUUCGACCGGCCCCUGGGCCUGUCAGGACCUCCCACCCACAAGUCCUAUUUGCCCCUUAUUGACCCGCGGCAGAGCUGCUCCACCUCCAGUCAAGGACCAAACCAUAAUGCUUCACCAAGAAACCAGUCCACGGAGCCGGGUCCACAUCUGUCCUCCUUCUAUGCAUCCAGGACACAUGUCUGAUCAGACCUCUGCUUGUACGGAUUAACUGCAGCGAAGCAUCCAGCACUUUUUCAUAAUGGAUUUAUUUUCUGAAACAUACCCACCUAACUGCUAGAAGAAAAAGUUGCCUUUGUAUUGGUCUGCAAGCAACAAAUACAUAUAAUCUCUACAAUUUCUGGAUCAAAAUAUGUUUCAUAUCAACAUUUCUAGACGUCCAUAUGUCUGUGUUACAGUGUUUCAGCCAAAUGGGUUGUUUUUCCAAAUGUGUCUGUCAGACAUUACAUUAAAAUGUAUUUAUGGUUUAUGAACUUGUUUUAUGUUAAAAUUUAUUCCUGAAUUCUUGACCACAUAUUCACCCAUAUUUGUCUGAGAGAUACCAUGAUAUUCUAAAUUUACGUUGUAUCCAUCCAAAAAUCAUCUACACAUCUAUCAUAUUUAAUACCUGUCGAUUCACUAAUUCUAUCAAUACAUGUAAAUAAUUGGUGUAAAAUACCAUAUGUCAUCUUUUAAUGGUCAUCAGAUAUGACCCAUUCAAAU
Messenger RNA from Sphaeramia orbicularis (orbiculate cardinalfish), 2242 nucleotides. It is a transcript of the gene znf385d, whose product is annotated as zinc finger protein 385D. Gene Ontology annotation, cellular component: nucleus. The coding region runs from base 286 to 1605 and encodes 439 amino acids. The record is from RefSeq and is a predicted model, not a curated record. Lineage: Eukaryota; Metazoa; Chordata; Actinopteri; Kurtiformes; Apogonidae. The transcript has 8 exons. Gene Ontology annotation, molecular function: zinc ion binding; nucleic acid binding.